GUGCUGACCUCUAGGAGAGUGGGAUUGACGGAAGGAUAGAAGGUGGGGAAAUCAGGAAGUGCGUCUUCUCUGAGAUCGGGCCUGGAAUCCACAGAUCUGCAAAAUGUAGUUAGAGGUGAAUGAGUUCCCUUUCAGCUGCCCAUUUGGUUUGUUUCCUUUGUGUGUGGGUGGGGGACACAGUGAAAAGAGAAGCUAAAGCCUCCAGGAAAUUCAUUUUAACCAGCAGUGCCAGUGUCGUCUUUGAGGGCAUCGACAUCAAGAAUGGGACUGAGGAUCUCCCGUAUGCCAUGAAACCCAUCGAUUACUACACUGAGACCAAGAUCUUGCAGGAGAGAGAGGUGCUCAACGCCAAUGAACCCAGCAGUAAUUUCUUAACCACAGCAAUCCGCCCUCAUGGCAUCUUUGGCCCAAGAGACCAGCAGUUGGUCCCCAUCCUUAUUGAGGCAGCCAGGAGUGGCAGAAUGAAGUUUAUGAUUGGGAAUGGGAAGAAUUUAGUGGAUUUCACCUUUGUGGAAAACGUGGUCCAUGGCCACAUCUUGGCUGCAGAGCACCUUUCCUCAGACUCCGGCUUGGGUGGACAGGUAGGUACUAUUAUUCUGUAA
Gracilinanus agilis (Agile Gracile Mouse Opossum) is the source of this 602-nucleotide messenger RNA. RefSeq names its product NAD(P) dependent steroid dehydrogenase-like (gene NSDHL). Gene Ontology annotation, biological process: steroid biosynthetic process. NCBI's taxonomy places the organism in Eukaryota, Metazoa, Chordata, Mammalia, Didelphimorphia, Didelphidae. The transcript has 4 exons. Gene Ontology annotation, molecular function: 3-beta-hydroxy-Delta5-steroid dehydrogenase (NAD+) activity. The coding region runs from base 120 to 602 and encodes 160 amino acids. The record is from RefSeq and is a predicted model, not a curated record.